CAAGCAGAUCAGCCGAGAAGAGAAAGGCUGAGAGUGAAAAGGCGAGGAGUAGGUCUCUGAAAAACGACAAUGUCUUCAGCUAUAUCGGCAAUGAAGAUCCUACAGCCACUCCAUCUUCCCACCACCGCCACCAGAUCUCCAGAAAACUCCCUCUUUGAUCCCUUCAAAUCCACUUCCUCCUUCCUCGGCUCAACCCACAAGCUCCGGUUCAAUUCUCUCAAGCCCUCUUCCUCUUCUCCCCGUCGAUCUGCCGUUGUUGCCAUCUCCGACGUCGUCAAGGAGACGAAGCGCAACUCCAACUCAUCCAUGGCCAAUCUGAUUACUAAAGAGGAAGGCCUGGAGCUUUACGAAGAUAUGGUUUUGGGUAGAGUUUUUGAGGACAUGUGCGCUCAGAUGUACUACAGAGGUAAAAUGUUCGGUUUUGUUCACCUCUACAAUGGCCAAGAAGCCGUGUCGACGGGAUUCAUCAAGCUCUUGAAGAAGGAAGAUUCUGUCUGCAGUACGUACCGUGAUCACGUUCACGCACUCAGCAAAGGUGUCUCGGCGCGCGCCGUGAUGAGUGAACUCUUCGGCAAGACCACUGGGUGCUGUCGAGGCCAGGGUGGGUCCAUGCACAUGUUCUCCAAAGAGCAUAACGUUCUCGGUGGGUUCGCCUUCAUUGGCGAAGGAAUUCCUGUUGCCACAGGGGCUGCUUUCACUUCCAAGUAUAGGAGGGAGGUUCUGAAGGAAGCUGACUGCGAUCAUGUGACGUUGGCCUUCUUUGGUGAUGGGACCUGUAACAAUGGGCAGUUUUUCGAGUGCUUGAACAUGGCGGCCUUGUGGAAAUUGCCCAUUAUCUUCGUCGUUGAGAACAAUUUAUGGGCAAUUGGGAUGUCACACCUGAGAGCCACUUCAGAUCCUGAGAUUUGGAAGAAGGGACCUGCUUUCGGGAUGCCUGGGGUGCAUGUGGAUGGGAUGGAUGUUCUUAAGGUAAGGGAAGUGGCCAAGGAGGCGAUCGCCAGGGCUAGAAGAGGAGAAGGUCCGACCUUGGUGGAGUGUGAGACCUAUAGAUUUAGGGGACACUCGUUGGCUGAUCCCGAUGAGCUUCGUGACCCUGCUGAGAAGGCUCACUAUGCUGCAAGAGACCCCAUUGUGUCUCUGAAGAAUUACAUGACUCAACACAAUCUAGCCAGUGAGGGAGAGUUGAUGGCCAUAGAGAAGAAGAUUGAUGAAUUGAUUGAGGAAGCUGUGGAGUUUGCAGAUGCAAGCCCUCUUCCUCCCCGCAGCCAGUUGCUGCAGAAUGUGUUUGCAGAUCCAAAAGGUUUUGGAAUUGGCCCUGAUGGGAAGUACAGAUGCGAAGACCCUAAAUUCACAGAAGGCACUGCUCAUGUGUAAGGUUUUUAAUUGUUAAUCUUCCACAUAGAGAGGCAAAUCUUUAGCUCACGGUUAGAAUGACCUCUUUGAUGGAUAUGCCAGUCUCCUAAAACUCAUUUUUUAGGUUAUGAGUUACCUCUCGCACAUAAGCAGGGUAUGUUCGAAA
This is a messenger RNA of Telopea speciosissima, 1519 nucleotides long. RefSeq names its product pyruvate dehydrogenase E1 component subunit alpha-3, chloroplastic-like. The record is from RefSeq and is a predicted model, not a curated record. The transcript is spliced from 3 exons. Gene Ontology annotation, molecular function: pyruvate dehydrogenase (acetyl-transferring) activity. Gene Ontology annotation, cellular component: intracellular membrane-bounded organelle. NCBI's taxonomy places the organism in Eukaryota, Viridiplantae, Streptophyta, Magnoliopsida, Proteales, Proteaceae. Bases 70 to 1374 code for a protein of 434 amino acids. Gene Ontology annotation, biological process: pyruvate decarboxylation to acetyl-CoA.